Clarias gariepinus (North African catfish) is the source of this 4235-nucleotide messenger RNA. It is a transcript of the gene tlcd3ba, whose product is annotated as TLC domain containing 3Ba. The transcript is spliced from 8 exons. Gene Ontology annotation, molecular function: sphingosine N-acyltransferase activity. Bases 352 to 1236 code for a protein of 294 amino acids. Gene Ontology annotation, biological process: ceramide biosynthetic process; lipid homeostasis. The record is from RefSeq and is a predicted model, not a curated record. NCBI's taxonomy places the organism in Eukaryota, Metazoa, Chordata, Actinopteri, Siluriformes, Clariidae. Gene Ontology annotation, cellular component: endoplasmic reticulum; membrane.
GCGCAGGUUCACUACACCACGGGUAAAGCUUGUACCAGCGCAGUAGUGCACUCCGGUGUGUGUUAUUGGGUGAGGUUUGGGAGGCGGUUAUGGCGCGUCACGUUGUCUCAGCUCAGUCCUAGCUUUUGUAAUUUCAACCUUUUGAUUUAAAACGAGGAGAUUUGGACGUGGAUAGAAAUCACGUGGACGUCAAUCAGGAAUGAAGGAAGCUGUCCCAACUGCAGCUGCAAUGCAGAAACAAACACCAUGGUUCAUGUGCUCCGUCCACGCUUCACAUUACUGCUGAUCCCUUCAAGACGUUUCUGCCAACUUUAAGAUAGACCACGAGGCAGAACAGUAUUGCCAAGGACCAUGCUCAGCAUCCUAGCAGCCGGCUCAAUAUUCUUCCCAGGCCUUUUCCUACUGUCUAAACGAUGUCUGAAACGAGCGCCAGGGCUGAAGUGGAGCGAGGCCGACGCCGUCAUCGUCUCCGCGAGGCUAGUUUCUUCCAUUCAGGCUGUCCUGGCUUCUUCAGCUGGGUUUGUCAUUGCAUCAUCUUGUGAAGACAUCAUUGAGGACCAGCACUGGCUCACUAGCACCUACAUCCUGUUUGCGGUCCCUUAUUUUAUCUAUGACAUCUACGCCAUGUUCCUGUGCUACUGGUACAAGAUGCAAGUCAAAGGUCACGAGGAGGCUGCGCCAAAAACGAGCACAGCCAUUCGCAGCUACCUGUGGCGAGAGUUUCUCAUGGUGCUUCAUCAUGUUGUCAUGGUUACUGUCUGCUUCCCUGUGUCUGUGUUCUGGCGACAAGGAAAGGGGGAUUUUUUCCAAGGUGUCAUGUUCCUAGCUGAACUCAGCACUCCAUCUGUUUGUCUGGGGAAAAUACUCAUCCAGUACAAGCAGCAGCACACUCUUCUUCAUAAAGUUAAUGGAGCACUCAUGCUGAUCACUUUCUUCGUCUGUCGAGUUCUUCUCUUCCCCUACCUCUACUACGCCUAUGGCAGGUACGCGAAUAUCCCCGUCUACAUGGUGCCGCUGUCCAUUCCGUGGAAGUAUAACAUGGGUGCUGCUCUGCUCAUGGCUCCGCAGGUCUACUGGUUCUGUCUGAUCUGCAGGGGAGCGUUUCGCCUCUUCACCCGGGCCUCUCGCCAUCAUCGUCCCUCAGUCAGUAGGGACUCCGAGCCUAAAACCCCCAUCAUGCCCCCAGCCAACGGUUACAGUCCCUGUGACACAGAAAGAGAGCCUAACACACACUGAGAGACACAGAGGGGCUGAUGCGAAAGAUGGUGCAGAGGCUUAGAGUUUUUAGGCCUCAGAUAUAAUGGAGGUAAAAUACGAAUAUAUUACAAAUAGUACACAUGUCCUGCUGUUCCAUUAGGUUGGGAAGAUAGAAAACAAAAGCAGAGGAAGCAGGAAGGAGAACGAGACGGACGGGCUGAUGACGAUCAUCUCCAUUCUUUGUUUCCUCUCUGAGGAAUUGCAAGAGCAUGCUAAUAAAGCCUGUUUCAUACUCCUGAUGUAAAACCUCCUGAUGCCGACAGACUUUCGGAUUGUAUUCUUCAUCCCAGUUAUAUCCUGUGACUGAAUUUCAAACAUUUAGGGAAAGGGGUAUGUAAUAUAAUGUACACAAGCACUUAUCAUUUGUACAUGACCAUCAUCAUACUAGUUGCAGAAACAACAGGUGAAAGCAAUGGGCAUGUAAGCAUUCCAAACCGCUGAACCGCUAUUUAUGAAGAGUGAGCGAUGAAGAGACAAGUCCGUGUCCUCGAUUUCUCCUUCCUAACCCACUCUUUGUGUCUCUUCAGUUUAAUAUUUCAUAGAAAGAAAGGGAACAGCUUUUCAGUCAGGGUGUACAUAGUAAAUGUUUAGUGUCCAUUUUACUUUUAGUUUGACCUGUUUAUUUUCAACAAAUUAUUAUUUACGUUGAAUGUUUUUAAUUUGAUUUGAAUUAUUACCCACCUAAUUUAUUAUUGCUAAAUUACAUUUAAACGGAGAGAUCGAUUUGCUACUGUAUUUCAGGAGUCUCUCCACAAUUAGACUUUUUCUUUCUGAACCCUUCCUCUAAAGCACCCAGUGGAACUCUGGAGGUUUUCUAAAAACGCCUGCCCCACUGCACCUGUCUUUUUAUGAAGCUCUUGUUACCCGUUUUUUCCGUGAUCCCGACCUACAUAUUGGGCUUAAAAUAACCCAACAGGGCCGUGGUGUUGAAGUUUGGAGGACUGUUGACACACUGCCCUUAAACUUCUGCUUUGGUUUUCGCUUUGCUUAUCUCGCCAUAUUAUUAAUCUGACCUCGACAUGGCAUGCACUGUCUCAUUAUUUGUAUGCUUCAGGAACAGAAUUGAACUUGUAAUGGGUGCUGGGCAGGUCUCUGCAUCACUGAGCUGCUAGCAGGAAAUACACUGCAUCGCAAAGAAGAAACUUUGCACAUUUACUGGAUCAAAGUUCCUUAAAGGAGUACUUGUGUUUUUUUUUUUUAACCUAGUCACCGUUCACAGAAUCUGUAGCUUGUGUGAUUUCCGUGCACAAGAAGUUAUUUUGAACGGAGAAAAGAAUCGAAAAUGUGUUGAUGCUAAUACAACAAAUUUCAUGCAAAAAAUAACUAAAUAGGGUAAUUGGGGCACCUAAUCCUUAACCGAAACAUUAUAAAAUGUAUGUAUUUAUUGAAAUAAUUCAGCAACUAUAGAAAUUAUUGUCUGAAAUAAACUCACAUGCUACAGCUUUGAUUAUGGAGGUUAAAUUGAAAAAAAAAAGAAACAACAACAGGGUAUUCCUUUAAGUCUUAACAAAUGUUGAGUUUUAUGAUUAUCCUAUGAUUUUAGUUAUUUAUUUCCUGUGCUGAAUGCCAUCCAUGUAGCUAAAAUGGGUUCAUUUUAAAAACGUAAACAGGUGAUAAAUUAAAGGCAAACUUCUGCACAAAGUUUCCUAGUAAGGUGUUUGAACCACUAACACAGAUUCAGCAAAUAUGGGCAUUGAUCCUACCUGUCUCCAUGGAACUGUACUGGAAGGAUGAACACUACUCUUCCAAAAUGUAUUCCAGUGAGUGUUUUGAAGAAGAAGAUGAUGAUAAUAAUGAUGAUGAUGGAGAGCACGAUUAUGCUGGUCCAAAAUCAAUUGGAUGGGAGUUCUGCUGAUUUCGAAGUCACAGAAUAUAAUUUACAUCGUUUUGAGUCCCAUCAGACCAGUAAGACGUCAUGCCCUGUGGACUGGGAUGAGGUCAGUUUGAAAUAGGAUAAAAAUGUUUCAUCAUGGUAUGAAGCUGUCAGAACUAUUUUGCAUUGAUUUUCAUUCUAAUGAAACACAUUUCAUUAGAACCAUGCGUAACCGAGCCAUUGGUUUUUCCUUUAAUUUGUCACCUAUUAUCAUGUACUAUGACUGGGUAGUUCUGUCCAUUUAAAACAUGAACAGCAUUGCUCUGUUUUUAAAAGCCUACAUAGAUCCCUUUAAUAGAACAGGUUUUCCAUUGUAGAGCUUCCAUAGUGAGCUCUGUUACACUGAGAACUGUCUGCGAAAUGACAGGGGGAUAGUAAGGUGUGUCUUGUGAAUUGGGAGAUGGUUAUAUACAAAUAAGUUGCAUUUAUUGAUUUAUGGUUUAUUUAUUUGAGUAAUUUAUUUAAUGUUAUUUAUUUGUAAGACUGAAUGUACAUACGAAAUACAUGUAAAUGUUUUGGUGAGUGGACAUCUCCGGCUGCCUGGCUGAAGGCUUUUCUGUACCCGUCCUCUCAGCUACAAUAUACUCUACUGUCUUCUUCUGUACUCGAGCACUGUGUGAGACCUCUUUUUAUUGGCACUCAGUCAUUGUGUAUGUGUAUAUGAUACUGUACUGUUUGCACUGGUAUGAACAACAGAAUGCCGGUCAUUUUCUUUGAAUGAAGAGUUUUCUUCUGGAAAAUCGACAAGUGGGCCACUGUUCUGUGCAAUUACACCGUAAAGGAAACGGAUAUUUGUGCUGAUUGGACUGAAAUGAGAUUAAAUUAAGCUGUGUCAUGCCUCAUUGUAAUCUCAUUAAAGACUUAGAUGAUGAGUUCCAUGCUUAAGCACUCACACCUUCCUCUGCUCUGUUGGAGAACAGCAAUUAUUCUGAAUUUUCUCAUUCUUCUUCAGCAUUCCUCUGUAUGCCAUUAAAGUUAAAGCCUGGCCAAACAAAAUGCAUUUAUAUACACUCUCGGGUGUUAGUUUCCUAAUGAGCUAUGACAUUAAAGCGACUCGACUCUGAUGAUGUAGAUGAUGUGAUAAAAUAGAUUUGAUAGGAGUGCC